UGCUGCUUCUAUCAUCUAAGGUUGCGAUACAAAAGAAAAAAUAAAGCCCUAAUCGAGAUAGAUCGGCCGGAGCAAGGAAGAACACCGAUCCCGACUAUUACUUAUUAACCGAUCAAUUAAAUUGCUGUCCAAACUUCGCCGCCUCAGCCCUAGUGUUGCAAUAAUAAGCAAAUAUGAGCGGUGGUAGAAAAGGUCCGCCGGUUCACGCGAAUAAAUUUGCUUGGAAACCUCACGCCGGCGUCAAGAUAAACGAAACUGAGGUCGGAGGAAGGUUCAGACCUUUUUCGGAGAUAACAGGAGUCUGCUUCCGUUGCAAAGAACAGAUUGAUUGGAAGCGCAAAUACGGCAAAUACAAAGUCCUCAAAGAACCAACCAAAUGUCAACGAUGUACAAAGCGAGCUGUCCGUCAAGCUUAUCACAAUCUUUGCCAUGCUUGUGCCAAGGAGCAUAAGGUGUGUGCUAAGUGUUGUAUCCAAGUUGGUAAAAUUAUUGGAAGAGACGUGACAGAAGUAGAGGCUGAACAAAAGUUACUUGAUGAGGGAAUUAAGAAUGCUCGGGAGAGGGAUCGAAGGACCCUUAUUCGCCAGAUGAACAAAGGAAAAUUGGCCAAGAAUUCUGCUGUUACAGCUGAGGUUAGUGAAUCACUUGCUGCUGCAUCAUUGGAGGAAAACGCAGAAGAUGAUGACGAAAUCAGUAGUGAAGAUGAUGAUGAAGACCAGAUUUCCUUAAAACAUAUGGACAAAGGAAAAAUGCCCCAGACUUCUGCUGUUACAGCUGAGACCAGUGAGGUUAGUGAAUCGUUACCUGCUGCUGCAUCAUUGGAGGAAAACGCAGAAGAUGAUGACGAGUUCGGUAGUGAAGAUGAUGAUGAAGACCAGAUUUCGGACUGAAGUGUAUGUAUAAUUACAAGUUCCAUCCUUACAAAAGAGGCAAGAUUAGUUACCUGAGUUGGGAUUUUUUGACAUAUUAUUAUUAUCAUAAAUGUUAAGACAUUUUGUUUUGAUGAUUUACAUAUUUUGCUGUAAUCAGUGGUUGAAUUGGAUUGAAUUAAAUGUGACAGAAAAUUCAUAGUUGAUUUUGUUGCA
Molecule: messenger RNA, 1085 nt
Organism: Impatiens glandulifera
Lineage: Eukaryota; Viridiplantae; Streptophyta; Magnoliopsida; Ericales; Balsaminaceae
Exons: 9
Coding region: 174-890 (238 amino acids)
Source: RefSeq, a predicted model, not a curated record